CACAGAGAAGUACAGACUGAAUAUGUUCCUUAAAAUUAUAAUAAUUUUGUCUACAGCAGCCUGCGUCGAGGCUGAACGAAGUCAUACACUUUAUUACACCUAUGGAUGUUUUGACUCCAGUGAUACUCAAAUCUGUGCAGCAUUCGAUGGUGAUGAAGUAGGGUAUGCAGACUUUAAAAAAGAUCAGCUGAUUUGGGAGACCAGAAUUCCCAUAAGUUUUCGUUUUCCGUACGCUUACAAAUAUGCAGUACAUUUUCGGAGUAUGUGCAAAAGGGACUUCUCCAUGUGGAAGCCAGACGAGUCCGUAAUAAAGAAAAAAGAACCACCAGACUUCAUCAUCUACCCCAGAGAUGAAGUGAUAACAGGGGAAGAUAAUACCCUCAUCUGCUUCAUCAACCACUUCUUUCCUCCUUCGAUCAACAUUAAGUGGACCAAGAAUGAUGUAGAAGUAACAGUGGAAGACCCUUUCAUCAAAACUUUGUCCAAUCCUGAUGGGACUGCUUAUGUUUUGUCCUAUCUCAACUUUGUGCCAGAGAAAGGAGACAUCUACAGUUGCACUGUGGAACAUGAAGCACUGGACGAGCCUCAGACCAAGUUUUGGGAGGUUGAAACAGAUGAGCUCAGCAAAGGUCCAGCUGUCUUCUGUGGACUUGGCCUGAGUCUUGGAUUGCUUGGAGUUUUCAUAGGAACCUACUUUUUUUUAAAAGCAGGGCACUCUGGUCCCACUGGUUGAGAUGUAUAUUUUAUAGAGCUCAGAUUUCAUAAUUCUUAGUUUGUUUCCAGCAGGCAUAAGACAAACCUGAACUUUCCCAUAUUUUCAUCACUUGUGUUAGUUUGACUGAUUUGUUUUAAUCACUGUAGUAAAACUUCUGUUUUCUCAUUACUCAUCGUGUGCAGUA
This is a messenger RNA of Neolamprologus brichardi, 899 nucleotides long. Its product is annotated as H-2 class II histocompatibility antigen, A-Q alpha chain-like. Gene Ontology annotation, biological process: antigen processing and presentation; immune response. NCBI's taxonomy places the organism in Eukaryota, Metazoa, Chordata, Actinopteri, Cichliformes, Cichlidae. The record is from RefSeq and is a predicted model, not a curated record. Gene Ontology annotation, cellular component: MHC class II protein complex; membrane.